AAUAGAGGAACAAGAGAGAGAGAGAUCAUUCUUGGUUUCAAUUCUUCUGUUCAUCGGUUCCUUCGCUUUCUUUUUCACCUUUGACCUUACUUACACCCGUCGAGAGAGAGAGUGUCCAUUAUCAGCUUCUUGCAGAUCUCUCACAAACACAAUCUACAGUGAGAGAGAGAGAGACUCAUUUGUACGUAUCCAAGAGAGAGACCCGUAUCAGAUUCUUGCAGAUUCUGUUGGAAUUUCAAAACUAGAGAGGAGAAGAAGAGGAGAGAGAGAGAGAGUCAUUACUAGACAGGCCACAGACACAUAAAGAGAGAGACCCUUAUUAGAUUUCAUACAGAUUCUCAGAAAUUCAAACCGAGAGAGAGAGAGAGAGAGAGAGAAUGUUCGCGGCAGAGAACGGGUUGAAAGGAGAUCCGAGGCUGGAGGCCAUAUCGGCGGCCAUUAGAGUGGUGCCUAACUUCCCAAAGAAAGGAAUCAUGUUUCAGGACAUCACUACGUUGCUGUUGGACUACAAAGCGUUUAAGCACACAAUUGAUAUCUUUGUCGACCGGUACAAAGACAUGCAUGUCUCUGUUGUUGCUGGAGUUGAAGCAAGAGGGUUCAUGUUCGGUCCAUCCAUUGCCUUAGCUCUGGGCGCAAAGUUUGUUCCUUUGCGUAAACCCGGAAAGUUACCCGGGAAUGUGAUAUCGAAAUCGUACGACCUCGAGUACGGACACGACUGCUUAGAGAUGCACGUUGAUGCGGUCAAGGCCGGAGAACGAGUGAUCGUUAUCGAUGACUUGGUCGCCACCGGAGGCACUCUGUCUGCUGCCAUUAGCCUUCUGGAGAGCGUGGAAGCUGAAGUUGUGGAGUGUGCUUGCGUUAUUGGCUUGCCUGAAGUCAAGGGGCAGCACAUGCUGAAAGGGAAGCCUCUCUACGUUCUCGUGGAACCAAGUGGACUCGAUGACCACUUGUGUUAGGAUCGUGUUUUGUUUCAGUUUUGGUGGUUGUAAGCCCUCAUUUCUUGUAUCCUGGCUUUGCAUCUUUCGACAGAGUUUUAGGACAAUGUGUACGGACAUUUGCAGUGAUUGGUCGGAAAAAAAAGACCGUGUUGGUUUUU
Molecule: messenger RNA, 1096 nt
Organism: Tarenaya hassleriana
Lineage: Eukaryota; Viridiplantae; Streptophyta; Magnoliopsida; Brassicales; Cleomaceae
Product: adenine phosphoribosyltransferase 5
Exons: 6
Coding region: 378-956 (192 amino acids)
Biological process (GO): adenine salvage
Cellular component (GO): cytosol; cytoplasm
Molecular function (GO): adenine phosphoribosyltransferase activity
Source: RefSeq, a predicted model, not a curated record